Ostrinia furnacalis (Asian corn borer) is the source of this 2159-nucleotide messenger RNA. It is a transcript of the gene tow, whose product is annotated as target of wingless. The record is from RefSeq and is a predicted model, not a curated record. The transcript has 3 exons. NCBI's taxonomy places the organism in Eukaryota, Metazoa, Arthropoda, Insecta, Lepidoptera, Crambidae. The annotation marks the transcript as partial.
GCGCCGCGGACAAAGAAGCGGACGAAGAGGAGGGCACGGCCGCCGCCGCCACCGCCGAGGACACGGAGGACGAGGAGCAGAACAAACAUAUCCUGCCGCUCUCUGCGCACCCACCGCCGAUUGAAGUGUCAGCCAGUCAGCAGGAUUUCUUCAAGAUGCUGGACGAAAAGAUUGAAAGGGGAAGGGACUACGACUCAUCCAGCGAGUCAGAGUUGCGGCUCGAGCAUGAAAGGAGAAGGAAUCUCCUAGAGAAAUGGCGGUCUGCAUCUCAGUCCACGUCCUCGCAGUCACAGCCCAGCCCGCCCACUCCGGCCAGGAGACGAGUGCCUCGACCAGUGCCUCAGCCACCAGAACGACAGAGCAGCCCCGGCUCCGUCAGAAGGUGCUACCGACAACAACACGUCCCAGACGGCAUGUCCCCGCCUCCAAGAAGAGCACACAGCGCCCAAUCCCACCACCCUCCUGAACCCAGACCAGUCAAUGGAGACAACAACUGGCACGACCCCACAAAAUCACCAGUCAAAAGACCACACAGCGCAGGUUCCAACUGGAAAAACAACCCCAAAGUGGCCCCGUACAACCAAAAGCCAAAGAAGAACGAAGCAAACGAAAACCAAAGAUCUAUCCAAAAAGACGCAGACAUGACUGGCUCUGGGCAGGAUAUCUCCCAGAUAACAUAUAACCCAACAUUCCAAACGCAUAGUCCGGCCCAUUCGGCGAAGUCUCAACAACCGUACAUAGCACAAAUCAUAAGCUACCCCAUGUCUCAGCAAGUGCCUCCGCAAUCACCUCCAAAAUACAUAGCACCGCCUGAAGAGUAUCAGGAUCCUCAAAAUAACGUCCCUGAUAAUAAAUUUACUAAUGCUGCCGGUAGACAAACUCCUGUCACUCAGGUUAACACGCAGUCCCAUAUUUAUUACAUACACGGCAAUUCGUCCACAACAGUCAAUCAAGACUUGGUUCAGCAACGACAGCAGACGGCUAUACACCUGCAGCAGUACGUCGCGAUGAAGCAAGCUCAGCAGCAGAUGUACACCUAUUUGCAGAGAACUCCGCAUACAGUGUUCCCGAAUGUUGAUUUCACUCAGACGCAGAAUCCUAACCGAGUGUACGAGAGCAGCGAAGAGUUCGUUCCUCAGUAUGGACAUCCGGCGAUGAGGCCUCACAGCGCGCCGACUCCAGUGGGUGUCGUGAGACCUAUGCCGAUGGCGCCAGGUUUCAACGCCAUGCCAGAUGGCUCUCACAUGAUGCCGAUGCCGAUGUGGUCUCACAUGCCGCCGGUGGUGUCCACGAUGGGUCCCUGGGUGCCCGGGCAGGUGCCGCAUGACAUGCAGUACUACCCUCAGUCCCAGUUUGUGCCUAUGUAUCGUCCGAACUCGGCGGGGUCCGCCGGGACUCUGACGAGGUAUCAUAAGAAGGAGGGCGACGGUGAGGGGAAAGGUAACGUGUGCCAAAGCAUAAAUCUAGUCAGACAGAAGCAGGUCGGGCAGAUUGUGUCCCUGCCGGGACAAGAACUGACGAUCUGCAACAACAUGAGCGACAGUCCCAGUCCAGCCUCCGUAAGCACAGACAGCGGAGUGUCCCCAGGCAAUAGUGUGCCCAGUUCGAAAAACUCCGUAUUUAGCACUCCGACCAGCGGAACUGACACCUUUAGCAAUGCUCUAGAUACAAAAAAUAAGAAAAACAAAACGGUACCCUUCAACACUAGAUCUUUAAAGAAUUCUAAAAGUCUAGAUUCUUAGUGAAGUUUGUAAUUAUGUAGAUUUUCUAAAUGUAUGUAGCGUCUAGACUAGACAGAACUAAAAUAGUGAAAUUAGAUUCCAAAGUGCUUAUCUUUGUAUUAAUGUGAUUUCAUCGGACGUUUUUUAAGACUCGGUGUAAAGUUCGAUGUAGUUAACUAUAAAUAAUAAUAAACUUGUCAUCAUUGGUAAAUGUGAUCCGAUGAUGUAAUACGUUAAUUUAUUUUCUAUGAACGUGUCAUUUACUUUGAGAAACGGGUAAUUUAGUUACGUAUGAGUAUUUUGUAAUGUACGUCUAAUUUGAAACUUAAAUCGAUCUAAAUGUAUGUUUAGAUAAAGACGUAUUUAUAUAAAUUAAAUGGUACCUCUAAGUACUGAAGAUGCAUUUUAAAUUAUUCAAUAAUAAUGAUUAUGAACACA